AGAGGAAAACUCAGCUGAUCCCACCAUAGAUAGAACUUAAAUACCCGUGACCACCACUACCGCUACAUAUUGUUGUGAUCAAUCAUGUGUUUAAACUUUAAAACCACCUGAAUUUCAAUUUACAGUAGCAAAACAAAACAACCCUUAUUUGAUUGCAGACACCUUCGUCUUCCCCACAAAUACUUUCCAUCACUUCACUUGAAUCAAUGUCCACCAUUUCCAACAACCAACCACCACCACCCCCUAACAAAAACCCUUCAACAAAACCCCCAAAUUUCUCCCAAAUCUCAUCCAAAGUGUCACUAAAACCCACCACACCAAAACCCCCUCUACUUCACCAAGGCCAUAUAGAAAACAUCCACUUAAUUUCCUUAUCCAAACAAGGCAAAACCCAACAAGCAUGGGACUUCAUUACACAAAUGCACACAUCCAAUGUUUCUGUACACCUUCAAUCAUACGAUUUCUUGCUCAAAACCUGUGCCGACUUCGGCCAUCUAUCAACUGGGAUGCUGGUUCAUCAUCAUAUGAAAAGCUUUUAUAAAUCCCCACCUGUUUAUAUCCAGAAUCGUGUGCUUGAAAUGUGCUGCCGAUGUGGGAGUUUAGUGGAUGCACGCCAGAUGUUCGAUGAAAUGUCUGAGAGGAAUUUGGUGUCGUGGGGUAUGAUUAUAUCCGCGUAUGCCAAGGCGGGGCGUGUAAAGGAAGCUGCGAAGUUGGUUUCGUCGAUGGAGAGUGUUAAACCGGAUGUUUUGAUUUUUGUAAGCGUUUUGCAGGCGUUGGUUGACUCUUCGGGUAUAUGGCUUGGUAAGCAGAUACAUUCGAUUGUGAUCAAGCAUGGGUUUAUUGGUGAUGUGAAAAUGGGUACUGCGGUGUUGAAUAUGUACGCCAAGUGUGGGUGGUUAGAGGGUGCGAAACUAAUUUUUAAUCAGAUGAACGAGAAAAACGUUGUAGCGUGGACCUCGUUGAUGGUUGGGUACAUGAAAGUCGAGAAGAGUGUAGACGUUGUAGACUUGUUUUUUGCUAUGAUCAACGAAGGCAUUGAGUUGGACGAAUAUGUGUUUUCGAUUACCCUAAAGGCUUGUGCUGCCUUGAAGAACAAGGAAAUUGGGCGACAAAUUCAUGCAUACGUGUUGAAGCUCGGGAUGGCACAUGAAGUUUCGGUUGGAACGCCACUUGUGGACUUGUAUGUGAAAUGUGCAAGUAUAGAAUCCGCUUCUCGAGCAUUCAAUUACAUAUCGGAACCAAAUGCGUUCUCUUGGAGUGCGUUAAUCACAGGGUAUUCACAGGCCGGUGAGUUUGACGAAUGCUUAAAAAUAUUCAAGAAUUUGAAAAGUAUGGAUGUCGAGUUGAAUUCGUUCAUUUACACUAGCAUCUUUCAAGCAUGUUCAGCCAUUACAGAUGUUAGUCUCGGGUCCCAAGCCCACGGGGAUGCUAUAAAACGAGGUCUUGUUUCUUAUCUAUACGGAGAGAGUGCCAUGAUUACCAUGUAUGCGAAAUGUGGCAGGUUAGAUGACGCCCGUCAAGUAUUUGAAUCCGUUCAAAAACCAACCGAUAACGUUAUUUGGACUGCUAUAAUCGCUGGUUAUGCUUACCAUGGUAACGCCCCCGAGGCCCUACGACUUUUUAAUCGUAUGCUUUCUUGUAAUGUGAGGCCAAACGCGAUAACGUUUGUAGCCGUUUUAACCGCGUAUAACUAUUGCGGCUUGAUCGAAGAAGCCAAACAGUGUCUUGAUUCCAUGAGUAGGAAGUAUGGUAUGGAACCAAGUAUUCAUCACUAUAAUUGUAUGAUCGAUAUAUACGCACGUGGUGGGCUGUUAGACGAAUCAUUCGCGAUGAUAAAAAGCAUGCCGUUUGAGCCCGAUGUCAUGAGCUGGAAAUGCUUAUUAGGGGGCUGUGCGGUUCAUAAAAACUUCAAAAUGGGGAAAUUAGCAGCUGAAAACGUUUUGCUAUUUGAUCCGAAUGAUACGUCGGCUUACGUUCUCAUGUUUAACUUGCACGCGUCUUCUGGACAGUGGGAAGAAGCGGGUCGGGUUAGAAAGUUAAUGUCUCAAAAAAACUUGAGAAAAGAGGUGAGUUGCAGCUGGAUGUAUGUUAACGGUAAAGUGCAUAGUUUUGUUGUGGGAGAUAGACAUCAUCCACAAGCGAAUGAAAUUUACACAAAGUUAAAGGAGUUUGAUCACUUGAAAAACGCUAAACGGGAAGUGUUGUUGAGCGCAGAAGAAGUUGGAGGUGAUGGUGUUUUGUCGGAACGUAAGGAACAACUUCUUGACCAUAGCGAACGACUUGCCAUUGCUUAUGGUCUUAUUUCAACGGGUAAGGGAUCACGUAUAACGAUCUUUAAGAAUCUGCGCGCUUGCAAAGAUUGCCAUGAGUUUGCAAAGCAUGUAUCGCUGGUUACCGGACAUGAAGUUGUUGUUAGGGAUGCUAAUAGGUUCCAUCAUUUUAAAUCAGGGGUAUGUUCUUGUGGCGAUUAUUGGUAAUAUAUUGUUUAUUGUCAUUAUCUUUUUUUUUCGGGUUUUACACGAGUUCACAAACACUAAGUUUUAUGGUGUACAUCCACUCUUGAAUUCUAACGCUCAUUGUAAAAUAAUGCAAGUGUAUUUGUUUCACUUAAA
Molecule: messenger RNA, 2612 nt
Organism: Helianthus annuus (common sunflower)
Lineage: Eukaryota; Viridiplantae; Streptophyta; Magnoliopsida; Asterales; Asteraceae
Product: pentatricopeptide repeat-containing protein At5g13270, chloroplastic
Exons: 1
Coding region: 207-2477 (756 amino acids)
Biological process (GO): RNA modification
Molecular function (GO): zinc ion binding; RNA binding; protein binding
Source: RefSeq, a predicted model, not a curated record